Aplosporella prunicola CBS 121167 is the source of this 1542-nucleotide messenger RNA. RefSeq lists its product as uncharacterized. Gene Ontology annotation, molecular function: oxidoreductase activity, acting on paired donors, with incorporation or reduction of molecular oxygen; iron ion binding; monooxygenase activity. Lineage: Eukaryota; Fungi; Ascomycota; Dothideomycetes; Botryosphaeriales; Aplosporellaceae. The record is from RefSeq and is a predicted model, not a curated record. The coding region runs from base 1 to 1542 and encodes 513 amino acids. The transcript is spliced from 2 exons.
AUGGCUUCCUUGGCUUCAUAUAACGAUGGCUUCAGUCGUAUCCAGUUGUACUUAGUCACUCUCGUUUCCAUCCUAGUCAUUCUACUGACCUUGUCAAUCUUUCAUUCGAUUUUUCUCUCCCCAUACUGCCACAUUCCGGGUCCUCUGCUAUGCAAGUUGAACAAAUGGUGGAUCACAUUCCAUGAUCUCCGCCGACAACGUCCUCAGAAGAUUGCGGAGUGGCACGCCAAGUAUGGUCCCAUCGUCCUGAUAGCCCCUGGGGAAGUGUCUAUAGCAGAACCCACGGCAAUGCGUGAGAUAUAUAGCUCUUCCGGCCGCCAUGAAAAAAGCUACUACUUCGACAACUUCAUUACGCACAACGAGCGUUCCAUUUUUGCAGAGAAGGGCUAUCAGUCUCAUCGUCAAAAGCGUCGUCUGACGUCUUCAUUCUACCAAGCGACAUCCGUACUGAAGCCGACAAUUGAGGCUCCGAUGCGUGGCCGGGUGUCAGCCGUUCUUGAACAACUCCAGUUGCGUCUCGGCCUCGGCUCUGGGAGCGUUGACAUCUUCCCUCUUGUCAACCAUUACGCCUGGGACAAUAUCACACGUCUGGUAUAUGGGCCGCGUCACUGUUCUCAAAGCGUCGAGCAAGACUGCUACGAGCGUACCCUGCUCGUCGGCCUCAAACAGACUGAAUGGUGGAACACACUUCGAAACAACUUUCCACUAGCCCACAGACUAUUCCAAUUCUGCGGUGCACUAGCAACGGGAUCCAAGGACUUCCUCACUGCUGAGUAUGAUCUCAGUACUUGGAGCCAUCAGAAGUUGAAGACUGCAGCCAAAGAUACAGAGGUCUCCGUUGACCACUCGCUCCUUCGGCGCCUUGGCGAGCUUAAGACAGCAGAAGGCCUGCCACUGUCGUCCAAUUACAUCGAAUGCGAAGUUCUGGACAACCUUCAUGCAGCUCAAGCAACCGUGACUGUGGCUCUUGCAUACGUUAUUUACCACCUCAGCAAGCAUCCAGAGUGGCAGGAGAAGGUUCGACAGGAGCUUUCUAGUCUCCCGAAAGAGUCAGAUGGUUUCCCAUCCUUCUCUAGCAUCGACGCAGCGCCGAUAUUCAAUGCUUGUGUCCGAGAAGCCUAUCGCCUGAACCCUGGCUCAAGCGGACGCGCAGAGAGAGUUAUACCCGUGGGAAAACAGUACGCUGAUGUCUUCAUUCCAGCAAACUCCAUAGCUUCCGCUUCCACAAUUGCUCUUCACAAUCUUCCAAAUCUUUUCCCAUCGCCUAAGACUUUCGACCCGCGGCGAUGGCUGGAUGCAUCACCAGAGCAGUUGAGAGUACAGGAAACUGGCUUCAUACCAUUUGGGUAUGGAGCGCGCGUCUGUCUGGGUAAAGCGUACGCUACACUGGAAAUCAAGCUUCUGACUGCCGCAAUUCUUCUCGAAUAUACAACCCACAUAGAUGAGGCCGCAGGGACAGAAAAUAAUAUGCGGCAAGCUGGUACGCAGGAUGCACUGCCUAGAGGUUUGAGGUGUGAUAUUGGGUUUAGAAAGCUACAAUAG